AUGGGUAUUCGCAGGGGUAACUUCAUUUUGUUGGCCACCUUUUUAUACGUCCUUAAAAUUUGUGUCAUCCAAAUGACCACAAUAGUUGGUCAUCGGGGGUGUGGCACCAGUGAAGCAGGGGGGACUUCCCCCUACCCGGAAAAUUCCUUAUACUCAUUUAAAAAAGCAGUGGAUGAAAACAUUGAUGGAAUUGAAUUAGAUGUGUGGCUAACCAAGGACAAGGAAGUUGUGGUUAUUCACGGAACGGAGGAUGGGCUGCUCGGCCACACCUUACUGUAUGAUGAAGAUUCGAAAAAAAAACACAUAGAAGAAUUAACAGCAGAGGAAAUACAGAGCUAUCAUUUUAAAGAACCCUGGAUCCUAACCAAAGGGAGGCAAUUCUACCAGCAGGGUUCCACCGCAUCAGGUGUAUCCAACGUUGAAGUGGAAAACGUGGCAACUAACCAUGCAGAAAGAGAAGGAACAAUUAUCCAAAACGAUAAGAACACCUGCAAUUGCAACGGUGAGCAUCACCAAGAUGGUCAUUCCCACGGAGUUUAUGUUAAGACACCCGUGAAAAAUGAACAGGAAAAUGCAAAAUUCGCCACCCUCAGUAAAGCAGAAAAGGAAAAAAAAAACAUGGAGUACGCAGAUUAUAAACGGCCCUACAUAAAUAUGGAUGAAAAUGACGAAUUGGAAAAAAUGCUUAACGGAACUUCCCUGCAGGAUUUGUUCCCAGAGGAAGGGAAACUGGAUGGCGAACUAGACCAGUCACACACAGAGGAAAGCACCCCCCCAAUGAACGAGCAACUCCUAGAGCAACAAUUCGUUAAUUCCAUAAAAUGCAAUUUCUGUAAAGAUAUAUACACACACUAUGUAAUGAAAAAAAAUUACAAUUUGAAAAAAAAAAAAAAGCUGUUCAUAUUUUUGUCAAAGUUUUAUCACGUGCCCCUUUUAAAGGAUGUGCUAAAUUUGUACAAAGACAAAUUAACAUACGACAUUGAGCUGAAGGGAAUGAAAGAAGAUUUGGGGAUCCACCUACUGGACAUAUUAGAAAAUUAUAAAAACUAUAAAUUCAAAUUUAGCUCAUUCAGUUGGGUACUAAAUAAUGGACAGGUGAAAGAAAAAAGUGAAGAGAAAAAAAAUGGGGAAAUUUCCCAUGGUAACCUGCAACAAAUCGAUUUAUUAAAAGCUGUUCGAAAUAACAGAUUGAACAUCCCUGUUGCUAUGCUAUUUUCUGACGAUGAAGUCAUGCCAAAUUUUGAUUCCAUCUUUUCUACCAUGAAAUAUUAUAAUGCUGAGUGGGCACACUUUUCCUAUCGAUCCUUCAAACAGCCAAUCACCAUGGAUGGAAGUGGAGGAGACAAAGUCGUUACUUCCGUUGAAAACUUCUUCCAGACGCUACAUAAUAGCAAUAAAAAAAUUAUGAUUUACUGGGGCACUGAGGAUAAGGACGAAUACCAAGACCAUUUGUUUUACGUAAAAAUGGGUGUCGACUCUAUAUGCCCUAAUAAUAUAGACAUUGCCAGGCAGGCCCGUCUGCACGCUUCCUCGGCGUGA
Messenger RNA from Plasmodium coatneyi, 1539 nucleotides. RefSeq lists its product as uncharacterized. Gene Ontology annotation, molecular function: phosphoric diester hydrolase activity. Gene Ontology annotation, biological process: lipid metabolic process. Lineage: Eukaryota; Apicomplexa; Aconoidasida; Haemosporida; Plasmodiidae. The coding region runs from base 1 to 1539 and encodes 512 amino acids. The record is from RefSeq and is a predicted model, not a curated record. The transcript has a single exon.